AUGUUGGGUGCUAGCAGUAGUGGUAAUGGCGGUGUCGCGAAUCCGGAGUUACUUCAGGAGGUCCGUUUGUAUGAGAAUAGCGUAGAACGUGAACGGGUCGACAAUAUGAGCGAAUUAUACGCUGUCUUAAAUGCCUUGGAAUGUUUAGAAAAGGUCUUUAGCCGUGACUGUAUUGCUGCUAAGGAAUAUACUGCGGAAUGUUCGAAGCUUUUGGUGCAGUAUAAGGUAGCACUGAGAUUGGUACAGUGCGAUAUCGAUGAAUUCGUGAAGAAAUACCGCGUGGAGUGUCCAGCAGCGUUGGAAAGAAUUCGUGAAGAUCGACCAAUUACUGUAAAAGAUGAUAAAGGCAAUACAUUGAAAUGUAUCGCGGAAAUUGUAGAAAUGUUCAUCACUUUCUUGGAUCAGCUAAAGUUGAACGUUCGAGCCGUUGAUGAGCUAUUUCCAACAUUGAAUGAACUGAACGUUUCCAUAAGUUCAAUGAUUACAUUGCCGGAUAAUUUCGAUGCUAAGCUCAAGGUGGAACACUGGCACGAUAAGCUGAAAAAUAUGAGCGCAAGUGAGGAAGUAACGGAUGAAAAUGCACGACAAAUGAUUUUCGACCUCGAGACCGCCUAUAAUUCUUUCACUCGUUUCUUACAUAAUUCGUAA
Messenger RNA from Loa loa (African eye worm), 648 nucleotides. Its product is annotated as VPS-28 protein. The record is from RefSeq and is a predicted model, not a curated record. The transcript has 3 exons. Gene Ontology annotation, biological process: protein transport to vacuole involved in ubiquitin-dependent protein catabolic process via the multivesicular body sorting pathway. The coding region runs from base 1 to 648 and encodes 215 amino acids. NCBI's taxonomy places the organism in Eukaryota, Metazoa, Nematoda, Chromadorea, Rhabditida, Onchocercidae. Gene Ontology annotation, cellular component: ESCRT I complex. Gene Ontology annotation, molecular function: protein-containing complex binding.